Crotalus tigris (Tiger rattlesnake) is the source of this 3053-nucleotide messenger RNA. It is a transcript of the gene OLFML2A, whose product is annotated as olfactomedin like 2A. The transcript has 9 exons. The record is from RefSeq and is a predicted model, not a curated record. Bases 131 to 2047 code for a protein of 638 amino acids. Lineage: Eukaryota; Metazoa; Chordata; Lepidosauria; Squamata; Viperidae. Gene Ontology annotation, biological process: signal transduction.
AGCCCCUCCUUCCCUGCCCGCCACCCUCCAGGGCUCCCAGACUCAGCAGGCAGAGCCCGGGCGCGCUCGGAUAGCGGAGAGGUCCCUGCCCGGUCUUGCGCACCCGUUCUGCCGCUGCCCGGGGGUCGACAUGGGCGCCCCGAGGGGUCGGGGGCGCCUGGCCUGGAUCGCCGCUCUUCUGCUCCAGCUGCUCGUCUCCUGCGUCCCGGCGCAGGGCAGAGGGAAGGCCUUUGGAGACCCGGAUCAGCAUGUUCGCAUGACCUCCGAGGGCUCCGACUGCCGCUGCAAAUGCAUCCUGCGCCCGCUUGGCAAAGCUGCCUGCGCCCGUCUCCGAGAAGGCAGCCGGAGGGGGGAGGACUUCUACACUGUGGAGACGAUCAGCUCAGGGGGCGACUGCCGCUGCUCCUGCACGGCCCCCCCAGCCUCGCUCAACCCCUGCGAGGACGAGUGGAAGAUGGAGAAGCUGAAGGAGCAGGCCCCCGAACUACACAAGCUGCAGUCGGUCAUCGACCUGCUGGAAGGAGCCCUCUACAGCAUGGACUUGUUGAAGGUCCAUUCCUACAUCGACAAGGUGGUGGAGCAGAUGAACACCUUGGAAGAGACGGUCAAAACCAACCUGAGCCGCGACAGCAACGUGGUGAAGGAGAGCGUCAUGCACUUGAGUGACCAGAUGAGGCGCUACGAGAACUACUCGGACAUCAUGGCGGGCAUCAAGAAGGAGCUUUCGAACCUGGAGCAUCAGCUGCUGCAGAAAGACGCGGCCGUCGCAAGCCCCGAACUCAAGGCCCAGGACCCUGCAGGACGCCAGGAGAGCGUUCAGAAAUAUCCCAGUCCUCGGAAAAGCCUGGGGGACAAAGAGACCCCCAGAAUUCCCAAGGAGAAGUCCCUCAAGGCAGAGAAACUGAGGAAGGAAAGUGCCAAAGGGAGGAAGGGGCUGCCACUGGCCAGUUCCAAAGCCCACUCCUCCGGGCAGGAAACAGUCAUCCGGGGUGUUGUGUACUACAAAGCGGGACAUCGAACGGAAGCUGAGGGGGUGGCGAGCAGCCGUGAAAACCUUGGGAAGGAAGCUGGAUCCAAAAUGGCUGACCCAGAGACCCUCUCCAGAGCAGGAGAAAUCCCUUCGACGGCUUCCCCUGCCAACGCCACCUCCGUGCCCAUCAUCCCCAGCAUCGGCGCCAUGCUCCAAAGUCGGUCUGGUGCCCCUCUGCUGUCCAGGAGGCGUGGCCACGUCCCCGAAGUCCCUCCCACGCCCAGCCACGCACCCAGGGCCUCCUGCGAGGGGACCCUAAAGGCGGUGGAGCCCCCCCAGGAGCAGCACAGCUUCGGUCGAAAUGAGGGCGCCUGGAUGAAGGACCCGGCGGCCUCCGAUGACCGGAUCUACGUGGCUAGCUAUUAUUACGGGAACAACCUGCUCGAAUUCCGCAAUUUGGAGAAUUUCAAGCAAGGGCGCUGGAGCAACAGCUACAAGCUCCCCUACAGCUGGAUCGGGACCGGCCACGUGGUCUUCCGGGGCUGCUUCUACUACAACCGGGCCUUCACCAGGAACCUCAUCAAAUACGACCUGCGCCAGCGCUUCGUGGCCGCCUGGUCCUUCCUGGAUGAUGUGGUCUACGAGGACGCCACGCCCUGGAAGUGGCGAGGCCACUCCGACAUCGACUUGGCCGUGGACGAGAGCGGGCUGUGGGUCGCCUACCCGGCCGCAGACGACGGCUACUCCCCGCAGGAGGUCCUCGUGGUGAGCAAGCUGGACGCCGCCGACCUCUCCACGCAGAAGGAGACCACCUGGAAGACCAGCCUCCGGCGCCACGCCUACGGCAACUGUUUCAUGGUCUGCGGCGUCCUGUACGCCGUGGACGAGGGCCGCGCCAGGGAAGGCCGCGUGAUCUACGCCUACGACACUCACACGGCCACCGAAGCCCACCCCGGGCUGCCCUUCCAGAACAGGUUCGCCUUCACCACCCAGGUGGACUACAACCCAAAGGAGAAAGUCCUGUACGGCUGGGAUAACGGCCACCAAGUCACCUACAAGCUGCAGUUUGUGGCUUGAGGAUCGGGACCUGCCCCCCCCCAAAGCCACGGGCGGGCGCUCUCCGUGGCCGCAGGAUGGCCCCGGCCCCGGGAGGGACUUUGAUAGAGUGGAUUGGACGCAACAGAGAGGACAAACCUCUCCCUUCGCGAAAGAGCUUCGUGGUGGGAACUUUCGGGGUGACCCCAACAUCUGGCAGGAUUCGGGGGGUGACGAGCAGUUAGGAAGCUCUUCGUGGCAGGCUUUUUUUUUUUCCCUCCUCGUGAACUUUCUUGCCCGUCGGACGCCCCAUGAAAACAAUACAGGCAGCCCCCACCUUACAAACGGUUCAUUUAGCGACCGCCGGAAGACUUCAGUGACUUGUGGCUGUUUCCCCACACUUAACAACCGUCGCUGGUCUCCCCGUUGCUGGCCAUGAAGAUCAAAACUCAUACGCUUGGCAACUGCUUCGUACUUACGACGGUCGCCGUGAUUCACUUAACAACUGUGGCAAGGACGGUCGUAAAAUGAGGCAAAAGUCACUGCACAAAUGUCUCGCAUAGAGACAGAAAGCUGGGGCUCCGUUGUGGCCAAGGGCUGCCUGUAUCUCCUAUUCUCCUCCCCCCCACCGGGCAGGGGUCUCUGCAAACUUAAAGUCCGCUUUAAGACUUGGGACCCCGACUCCCAGCUGGCUGGGGGAUUCUGGGAGUCGGAGUCCCCAAGUCUUUAAAGUGGCCAAUUUUGCAGAGAGCCUUCGGGCGUCUGAAAGUCUGUUUGUUUUGCCCACAAGUUACACAAUCUUUUUUGUCGCUUUGUUUGGAAGAAUGUUCACACACACCCACACACACACAAACACCCACACACGAUUUUUUUCUCAGGGAAAAGAAAAAGCUGGCGCUGGUACGGAGGCAGUGCCUGACUCUUAGAGAGGAGAGGAGAGAAUAGAAUAGAAUAGAAUAGAAUAGAAUAGAAUAGAAUAGAAUAGAAUAGAAUAGAAUAGAAUAGAAUAGAAUGAAGGUAGAGUAAAAAUAGAAUAGAAUAGAAAUUA